AUGUCCCUAACCCACCUACGAACCGCCCUGCGGACCUUUCAAUCCUCAGGCAAGGCCUUCGAGCUCAUCAACACAAACAGCUCGGCCGCGGCGGCCCGACGAUGCAGGACGCUGGUCGUCCUCGACUCCAGCUUCAACCCACCGACGAUCGCACACAUGCGCAUGGCCACCACGGCGCUACAGGAUCUACAGACACAACGGGACAUUGCAACGACGCUGAAGGGUGGGGAGGCGCCACAGGAGGGGGAGGACGGCAUACGACUCCUGUUGCUGCUGGCCGUCAACAAUGCGGACAAGGCGCCCAAGCCGGCGUCAUUUGAGCAGCGGCUUUUGAUGAUGCAGGCCUUUGCCGGGGACAUACAGCGCGCGUGGCGGGUGGCACGACAAGCACAGCAGCGACACGAACCCGAGCAACAAUCAGCAGUAAUAAAAGGAAGAGAAAGACAGAGCGACAUUCCCGUCGACAUCGGCCUGACUACACGUCCUUACUUUCACGACAAAUCCUCCGCCAUCGCCGCCGCGCCUGAAUACGAAUUCUGGCUCUCUCACCCUUCUUCUUCUUCUUCUUCUUCUUCUUCCUCCUCCUCUGCUCUAGACACACCGGCCACCGAGCAGAUAUUCCUCGCAGGCUUCGACACUCUGAUCCGCAUCUUCAACCCCAAGUAUUACACGCCGCCCGCCCCCGAACAGGGCGUCACGCCUGCCGAUAAGACACCGAUGCAGGCGUGCCUCGAUCCGUUCUUGACGCGCGCGAGGCUGCGCAUCACGAUGCGAACGGACGCUGACUGGGGCGACAAGGAGGAACAGGCGGGGUACGUGGAGCGGCUGCUGCACGGGGAUGAGCUGGACAAGGUCGGCGGAAGGAAGGAGUGGGCGCGGCGGGUUGAGAUGGUCGAGGGGACGGACGGAGGGGAAGACGGGUUGGUGCUGAGCAGCACAGAAGCAAGAGCGGCUGUCGAGGAAAAGGAUUGGAAACGGCUGAGGAGGCUGGUGCCUGAGGGCGUUGCGGGGCUGAUCGAAGGUGGAGAGGUGUCGUGGUGAGAGGAGGGCGCAGGUCCUGAAUCUCUUCUCUGAGUGAGACAGAGUGAGGUGUCUCGAUGUGUUAGGUGCCCUGUUGUAGACGCAGACAGGCCAGUGCUGCUACUGUAGCUUAAACGAUCACGCGGCUUGAAGGCACAUGCCACGACG
Molecule: messenger RNA, 1188 nt
Organism: Cryphonectria parasitica EP155
Lineage: Eukaryota; Fungi; Ascomycota; Sordariomycetes; Diaporthales; Cryphonectriaceae
Exons: 1
Coding region: 1-1041 (346 amino acids)
Cellular component (GO): nucleus; cytoplasm
Molecular function (GO): nicotinamide-nucleotide adenylyltransferase activity; ATP hydrolysis activity
Source: RefSeq, a predicted model, not a curated record